Molecule: messenger RNA, 625 nt
Organism: Salvia hispanica
Lineage: Eukaryota; Viridiplantae; Streptophyta; Magnoliopsida; Lamiales; Lamiaceae
Product: EPIDERMAL PATTERNING FACTOR-like protein 2
Biological process (GO): stomatal complex development; guard cell differentiation
Source: RefSeq, a predicted model, not a curated record
AUACAUCAUUUACUCUGGAACGGACGAAGUACUAAUAAUUCCUACAUAAAAAUAAAAAUAAAAAUAAAAUAAAAAAGGCUCCAAAUAUAAAGCUAUGUUUCCUUUGCUAAUCUCCUCACAGCAAACGAGGGACAAAAAUCAAGAAACGUCUACCCCUUUUCUCAAGUUCCUUUCUCUUCGAAUCCCACCUUUUUCCUUCUUUAACUUCAAAUUCAAUCAUUGCUACCUUCUUCUCUAAACGAGUCAUGCCUGCUGCUUAAUUCUCUCUACAACAAUGGCCAUUAUUCUACACACCUAUCUCAUCGUUCUUGCAUUUCUCUUCAUCUUCAUCGCUCAAGGUACACAGCUCCCCAAUGCCCACCUGCUAAGAAUGAAAGAUGAGGAAAUAAGGGGGGAAAUGUUAGGAUCAAGGCCACCAAAAUGUAAAGAGAGAUGUGGGAAGUGUGGGCACUGUGAAGCAGUUCAAGUUCCAAUAGGAGCAGCUAUCAAAUAUGGGAAAAUGCCAAGAAUUAGAGUUGAAUAUUCCAGAGGAGAUGAUGUCUCUGCUUACAAGCCCAUGUGUUGGAAGUGUAAAUGUGGGAAUUUCAUUUUCAACCCUUAGAUUUUUUUUAUUUCCUCAAAUUGU